Rattus rattus (black rat) is the source of this 2613-nucleotide messenger RNA. RefSeq names its product vomeronasal type-2 receptor 1-like. NCBI's taxonomy places the organism in Eukaryota, Metazoa, Chordata, Mammalia, Rodentia, Muridae. The record is from RefSeq and is a predicted model, not a curated record. Gene Ontology annotation, biological process: G protein-coupled receptor signaling pathway. Gene Ontology annotation, cellular component: membrane. Gene Ontology annotation, molecular function: G protein-coupled receptor activity; olfactory receptor activity.
AAUAAAGACCAGAAUGUGACAUGCAGGCUGCUUCGCAAGUUUAAUUUGACUGGAUACGUAGAUAGUGAAAACCAUUCCAUGGUUAUUGGAGGACUAUUUCCUGUUCACUACAGAACCAUCCCCAAAAUUAACCCUGAUGAGGAGCCAGAAUCAGCCAUGUGCGAGGGGUUUAAUUUCCGGGGUUUCCGCUGGAUGAAAACCAUGAUUCACACCAUCAAGGAGAUUAAUGAGAGGAAGGACAUUUUGCCCAACCACACUCUGGGCUACCAGAUUUUUGACACCUGUUUCUCCAUCUCAAAAACAGUGGAGUCAACUUUCGUGUUUCUUACAGGACAGGAAGAAUACAAACCCAAUUUUAGAAACAGCUCUGGAAAAUAUCUAGCAGGAAUUAUUGGAUCAGGGGGAUCAUCUUUGUCAGUUGCUUCUUCAAGAAUUCUGGAGGUGUAUUACAUGAGUCAGGUGGGCUAUACUUCUUCCUCCUCAAUUCUUAGUGACCAUUUCCGGUUUCCAACUUUUUAUCGCACAAUACCCAGUGAUAAAAUCCAGACUGAGGCCAUGGUGAAUCUUAUCAAACACUUCGGUUGGGUCUGGGUAGGUGCUAUUGCGGCUGAUGAUGAUUAUGGAAAAUAUGGAAUAAAAUCCUUUAAGGAAAAAUUGGAGAGGUCCAACCUCUGCGUUGCUUUCUCUGAAACCAUUCCAAAAGUCUACUCUAAUGAGAAAAUGCAAAAAGCUGUUGAUGCAGUAAAGAGUUCCACUGCAAAAGUGGUUGUGCUUUAUGCAACUGACAUUGACCUCAGACCCUUUGUGCUGGAAGUGGUUCAUCAUAACAUAACUGACAGGACAUGGAUAGCCAGUGAAGCCUGGAUUACCUCAGCUCUCAUUGCAAAGCCUGAGUAUUUUCCCUAUUUCGGUGGAACCAUUGGAUUUGCAGUCCCGAGAAGUGUUAUACCUGGAUUAAAAGAAUUUCUUUAUGAUGUACACCCUAGCAAGGAUCCAAAUGAUGUCUUGACCAUUGAAUUCUGGCAAACUGCUUUUAACUGUACCUGGCCCAACAGUAGUGUGCCUUACAAUGUGGACUACAGAGGGAAUAUGACUGGUAAAGAAGACAGAUUUUAUGCCAUGUCUGAUCGACUAUGCACUGGAGAGGAGAAGCUGGAGGAUCUGAAAAAUACUUAUCUGGAUACAUCCCAGCUAAGAAUCACAAACAAUGUUAAACAAGCCGUGUAUCUUUUGGCUCAUGCCCUGGAUCGUUUAAGCAGAUGUGAUGUACCGCAACCAGAUGUAAAAUGCUCACAAAUACCUAACUUUGACCCCUUUGAACUAAUGAUUUAUAUUAUGAGAAUGGAAUUUACUACCCAUGAUGGACGCAAAAUAGAACUUGAUAGAAGUGGAGACGUGAAAAAUGGAUAUUAUGAUAUUCUCAAUUGGCAAAUGGAUGAUGCUGGAGAAAUUGCCUUUGUCAAGUUUGGAGAAUACAAAUUCACAAGUUCUAAAUAUGAACUUGUCCUUUCAAAGAACUCAACAUUAUUCUGGAACACUGAAUCUUCAGAGCUUCCAGAUUCAUUCUGUACCAAACCAUGUCCUCCAGGGACCCGGAAGGGGAUUCGCCAGGGGAAACCCACAUGUUGCUUUGAUUGCAUCCCAUGUGCUGAUGGAUAUGUGUCAGAGAAACCAGGUCAAAGGGAAUGUGAUCCAUGCAGUGAAGAUGACUGGUCCAAUGCAGAGAAGAGCAAUGUGCCAAAGUUUGUGGAAUUCUUCUCUUAUGAGGAGGCCCUGGGUUCCGCCUCGCCAUCCCUUUCCAUAUUUAGGGCACUUGUGUCAGUAACCGUUGUGUAUGUAAUCCACAGACCUCCAUUGGUGAAAGCCAAUGACGGGGAGCUGGAGAUGUCUCUGGUUAUCACAAAUCUAUGCUGUUCAUAGAGCCAAACCAUAACUAUCCUGCUCCCUACCAGGUUUGGCACGGAUUUUUUUGUCUGUCUUCCACUUGGAAAGACUAUUUCACUCUUUUUUGCCUACAGGAUUUCCAAAUCUAAAACCCAGCUUAUAUCCAUGCAUCCUAUUUUUCGUAAGCUCAUUGUGUUGAUCUGUGUUGUAGGGGAGAUUGGUGUAUGCACAGCUUACUUGGUGUUGGAGCCUCCAAGGAUGUUCAAGAACAUUGAACCUCAGAAUGUAAAGAUCAUCUUUGAAUGCAAUGAAGGUUCUACAGAGUUUCUUUACUCUAUAUUUGGGUUUAAUGUCCUUCUGGCUCUGCUGUGUUUUCUCACAACCUUUGUGGCUCGCCAGCUGCCAGAUAACUAUUACGAAGGGAAAUGUAUCACUUUUGGGAUGCUGGUCUUUUUCAUUGUCUGGAUCUCUUUUGUCCCUGCUUACUUGAGCACCAAAGGCAAAUUCAAAGUGGCUGUGGAAAUAUUUGCCAUUUUGGCAUCCAGCUAUGGCUUGUUGGGCUGUGUAUUUCUUCCCAAGUGUUUCAUUAUUUUGCUGAGGCCAAAGAGGAACACGGAUGAAACUGUUGGUGGAAGAGUCCCAACUCUUGACAAGAGCAUCCAGUUGACCUCAGCUUCUGUGAGUAGUGAGCUUAACAACACCGCAGAGUCGAUUGUUCUGGACGAGUAG